Messenger RNA from Pelobates fuscus (common spadefoot toad), 3477 nucleotides. It is a transcript of the gene AGPAT3, whose product is annotated as 1-acylglycerol-3-phosphate O-acyltransferase 3. The transcript is spliced from 9 exons. The record is from RefSeq and is a predicted model, not a curated record. Gene Ontology annotation, molecular function: 1-acylglycerol-3-phosphate O-acyltransferase activity. NCBI's taxonomy places the organism in Eukaryota, Metazoa, Chordata, Amphibia, Anura, Pelobatidae. Bases 474 to 1604 code for a protein of 376 amino acids. Gene Ontology annotation, cellular component: endomembrane system; endoplasmic reticulum.
CAUACCCUGGUACCUAGUGCAGCAACAGCAAAGGAAACUGGGAGAAAUUAACAACAAAUCUGACCCCUGGAGACAGAGGGUGGUCUGUCCCCGAAAGAAGGGGCCUAGACUGGAGGGGGCCCUUUCUUGAAGGAGACGCAGGCCAGGAAGAGAGGAAGAACGGAUUCUAAUCUCCAGGGGAUUAGACUGGGAGAGAACCUACCUCCCUUGCCAGGCUCUAGGGACCCCCACCCACUUAAAGAGGAUCUCCUUACCAGUUUCAGACUCUUCCCAUCUCUAAGGGCAAAGAUUUAUUUUGCAUUUUAGAAGACGUGGUCCAGCUCCCACUAAGAAUGCUGAGCAAUCAGUCCACGGUUUGCCUGUUCUCGGGGGUCUGUGCCACCCUGUUUGCGCUGGCCCUGGUGUAUUACUUGUAUUGGACGGUGGCUCUGAGUGAGGGUCCGUGUAAGCGGCACUGAGCGCAGGAAGCAGAAAUGGGGGUUUGGGGGUUCGUGAAGACUCAGUUUGUGGUUCAUCUUCUCAUUGGCUUUGUGUUCGUGCUUAGCGGCCUCAUCAUCAACUUCAUUCAGCUCUGCACUGUUCCCUUGUGGGGUAUAAACAAGCAGGCGUACCGCAGGCUCAACUGCCGGCUGGCAUACUCCCUCUGGAGCCAGCUGGUGAUGCUGUUGGAGUGGUGGUCUGGCACACAAUGCACGCUCUUCACGGACCAGCAGACGGUGGAUCACUUUGGGAAGGAGCACGUCAUCAUUAUCCUCAAUCACAAUUUUGAGAUUGACUUCUUGUGUGGCUGGACCAUGUGUGAACGUUUUGGAGUGCUCGGGAGUUCGAAGGUCCUUGCAAAGAAAGAGCUGCUGAUGGUGCCCCUCAUCGGUUGGACGUGGUAUUUUUUGGAAAUAGUUUUUUGCAAACGCAAGUGGGAAGAAGACAGAGACACCGUUAUGCAUGGCCUUCAAAACCUCAGGGACUACCCCGAGUAUAUGUGGUUCCUGCUGUACUGUGAAGGCACGCGUUUCACUGAGACAAAGCACAGAAUCAGUAUGGAGGUGGCAGAUAAGAAAGGACUAGCACGUCUCAAACACCAUCUACUGCCACGUACCCGAGGAUUUACUACAGCUGUGCAGUGUCUGAGGGGAACAGUCUCCGCUGUUUAUGAUGUGACCUUGAAUUUCCGUGGGAAUAAGAACCCAUCAUUGCUGGGAAUUUUAUAUGGGAAAAAAUAUGAGGCUGAUAUGUGUGUGAGACGUUUCCCUCUGGAGGAUAUUCCACUCGAUGAGAAAGAGGCGGCAAACUGGCUUCACAAACUCUACCAGGAAAAGGAUGCUUUGCAGGAACGAUACCUCCAGGAGGGCACCUUCCCGGGUCCCCAGAUUGUACCACGCCGCAGACCAUGGACUCUCAUAAACUUCUUAUUCUGGGCCACUCUUCUUCUGUCUCCAUUAUUCUCAUUUGCAGUUGGCAUUUUUGCCAGUGGCUCUCCAUUUCUCAUUCUCUCUUUUAUGGGCUUCAUGUGGACAGCCUCGUUUGCAGUGCGACGUCUCAUUGGGGUGACAGAGAUAGAAAGAGGCUCGAGUUAUGGGAAUCGAGAGGUGAAGAAAAUGGAUUAGAUGCUCCAGAUAUCUGAAAUUGUAGUGCGGUCUGGACUUGUCUUGGUUAUAUUUAUUACUAACAUGAACUGAGAGGGAGGAGCCUCCUGCAGAGCACCACCCCCAUGGAGCAGUACCAAGAGCCAAUAGGAAUCCGCCAUUUCAUGAGCGCAAUAAAACCUGCGUUCUGCUCAUCUCCUUCACUAGUGACUGUAUAUUUGCUACUUUGCCCCUACACACGUUUCACAGUCCAUAUCAUCCUGCUUUUUCUCUCGAACGAGCCCUUUGUUCUAAAUUUUACAUCCCUGUUUAUCUCCCAUUGCUGGCUGUAACCUCAAUUUAUUUUAAGGGGAACAAGAUGUCUCUGAUUCCCACUUGCUGGCUUUACCUGUACCCUGGGCAGGGCCCUUGCCAUCCAUAUGGGGUUAAUGUGCUUUAGCAAUUCAGUGGAACAUCUUCUACAUUGCGAUGUGCAGCUAAUUCACUUCAUGGUGCUGUCUGCAGAGCUUUGGUCAUUUCCACUGCUUGGAUUGUGUACUUGCUAGGUCUGCCCACUACUCUGCAACUGAUUAUCUCCGUCCUGGCAGGAAGUGCUGAUAGGGGCUCACCUAUAGACCACCACUAAUAAGCUAAUACCUUAAAAAAAAAAAUCAAUCCUUCCUAUCCUGGGAAUAACAACCCUAUGUCAGAAACCGGUAUUUCUAUUUGAAUCUCUUCUUUUCCGUUAUUUCAGUGAAAUUAGCCCGUUACCUCACAGGGGGCAGGACUCUCUGGCAGUGAAAGGGUUAAUUCUCCCCACUCUAACUCAGUGUUUAGCUAUUGUUAUUGCUGCCUAUCUGAUAGUGGGUACCACCGCAGUAGAUCUAACAUGUCUUUGGCCAGUCAUGUGUAACAUGUUAGAAGGAAGCAGCACAUCCCUCAUUCCAUGGGUGCAGACAUAACAUGUAGAAAUUGAUUGUGAAUGUGUACACAAAAGUCCUAUUAAGUAAUGUGUGUGUGGCUCUGAAUCUCCAGGUGAACAUGCAAAGAUCAUUUCUUACAGUAUAUGGCUUGUACAGGGCCUUAAUCUCUGCAGAAGGGCUCUAUGGUGUCUGUUGCUGUGGGCAUACAUGAUGCUCAGGACUGGCGCUAUGUGUACAGGUAUUAUAUGGCCAGUAGCAGUGGUCUUUACCAAUGUAUUUAUAUGUUUAUUUGUAACGUUACACUGCCGCUAGAGUGUGCUCACCGUAGAGCUGGCCUUCAUAUGGUACAUGUUCACCAUAGCCAGGACCACUUCUCAUCCACAUUCAUUGUAGACUGGAUCAUUUCUGAUCUGCGGUUACAGCAGAUUGGCCUAGGUCUGUAUCUGUGCAAAGUUCACUAUAGACAUUGAUCCAUGAUUGAUAUGCAUGGGGCCAUUUACAAUCAAGUUUCACUAUAGGGUAGGUUCUAGAGUCCCCGGUAGAACUGCAUGUUUUUCCAUAGGGGCCAUAUACUACCCACAUUCCCAGGUACCUUACAGCUGUUUAUGGUGCACAUUUACUGCAGGGCUUUCACUGUGCACUGGGUCCGUGUGCUUUGCUUUCAUCACAGAGCGGGGCCAUCUGCUUCAUGUUCAUCAUGGAGCUGGGCCCUAAGGAUCUCGUUCACCAUGAAGCAGCGUUGUACGGAUGUCGUUCACCAUGGAGCAGGGCUAUGUACACUAGGAGAUUUGAUGCACCACACCCCAUUCUUGUGUAUGGAUUUUGUGUAUGCGGCAUUUACAUGUGUCUCAAAGGUACAUGUAGCUCUUAAUACAGUUUGUGAGCAAGAGCUGCAUAGUCUUCAUUCACUCAUUAUUUUGCUGCCUGUUUAAUCAAUCCCCUGUACUGAGAAUCUAGGACUAACAAAUAUUAAAGAGAUGAGUUGAAGGAUG